AUUUCACUGCCGUUUAUGAUGAUGAAGAAGAAGAAGAAAAAAUAACCGCCUCUCCAUGGAUACAAGGGACGCCCGAGUGGUCGCUAUGCUAGAAUGUAACGGCUCGAAGUUGGCAUAAUUAUCAACCCUAUUGAUGUGAACUUGUAAUAACCUAUGAAGGGCCUCGAGGUGCAUCGUGUGGAGCUAACCUAGCUAGGUUAGCUAACUAACGUUGACUCUCCUGAAGGAUGAAGCCGUCCCAAACUGGGCGAGCUACUGCUCAGCCGAGGUGUGAACGUGUAGCUAACAUUAGCGUUAUGGGUCGACGUGUGUGACGUUAUAGUGAGCGUCAGUGUGAGUAAGAGCGUCGGUUCAACGAUGUGGAAACAGGGCGGUCGAAGCUCCGCUCUGGACCGAGCUCAGGCGCUGUUGUCCGCUAAGAGGAGCACCAGGGAGGACGCCGAGUCCGUUCGGGGGUCGACGGGAAAUGCAGGUGCCGUUGGUGGAUCCUUGAAAACCAAACCCGCUUCCUCAAAUACACGCCCUGUACUCUCAGACCUGAGUGACCUGUCCUCGGUGAGCUCAGCCCCUGAGCAUGGAGGUGACACCACGCUGGGCUUCGCUGCUGCUGCUGCUGGGAAGACCCAGGGUCUCAGACCUCAGAGCUCUCCGGUUGAAGGAGGGAGCAGGUUCUUGAAGAAAGCUCCACCACCUGCAACCAUCAGUGGCCAGUCACCUGUCAGCAAGAGCCAAGUGCAGCAGGUGCCUGAACACAUGUACAGAAAUAUGUCAUCUUCCCAGCAGGGCUCCCAGACGGCUGCUCUGAGUAAACUGGCUCAGAUUGAGAGCCGCAUCCGCAGCCGCAAACAGGUUCAGGAAGAGGCCAGGCGGGGGCCAAAACCUGUGGAGAACCAAACCUCGGGCGUGGGAAUCUCCCCGCCACCAGCCGCCCAGUCUCUGGAGGCCCCUGUGCCACUCUCAGCACAGUCCAGCAGUGACCAGAGCCUGAAGGGGAUCCGUUUCCUCAAGAACAAGGCAGCUGUGACUGUCAACAAUAUUACUACCGCCACUGCUGCUGCUGCUGCUGCUGGGUUGCCAAAAGGCGGCGACGUUGGUGUCAGGUCCGGGUCCAGAGCUGCUUUGGCAGGUUUGGAGGCAAAGUCGGUGAGAGUGGUGAGUGGUGUCAGUCUGGAAAGUGAUGAAGAAGACAUGAGGAAACUUCUCGGAGACUCAUUGGAUUCAGUAGGCGACAGUGUCUUGGUACCAGGGAGACCCUCAUCCAUGAGAACAGCAGAUGAGAUGGUUCACUCCUCACCUCCUCCAGCUGCUGUCCUUCCCUCAUCGUCCUCCAAUACAUCACCACCGCGCUACCCUGCCUCUCCUUCUCCUUUCCGAUUCUCCGGUCAGACUCGGGCCCACUUCAGCCCGUCCGUGCUCUCCCCAGCCCCCUCUACUCCCCGUGUCUCCCCAUCUCCCAGGGUGGGGAGUCCACAGUGUUCCCUCUCCUCCGUGUCGGGCCGCGGGGACGUGCUGUCUCUGGAGGAGCUCUUCUCUGGCGGGCCCGCCUCCGAAGAUACCCACAGUGAGAUCAGUACCUCUGAAGACUACAAGAUAAAUGUGAUGACAUUAGACGACCUUGGAUUUACUGAGAGAACGCCAGGACAGGAGAGAGAAGUCAAACACAGCGUCCCUCCUCCCGGAUCCCAAAACAGACAUCUAGAGCGGCCGCGGUUGAAGGAGAAGAAAGAGGAGCGGCGGUGGCAGGAGGACGACGUGUCGGACUACCAAAGUGACUUUGAGAGCGGUACAGAGCCUGAUUACAGCGUCAGCCAGGUUUCAGAGCACCUCCAAGGAGAUGGAGAGGAGGCGGUAUCAGAGGUCAGAGAGGAGGCUUCACAAUCAGAUGCGUGCCGUGUGAGGACCGAAGACGAGUACUCGAGCGCUCUUUCAGACACAAGUCGCUCCUGGACCUCAGAUCACAUUCAAAAAUCCGACUCCGGAUCCUCAGUAUCACCUGAAAGCCGGACAUUAUCUCGCCAGUCAAGGAGGCGAGCUUCAAGAAAAGUUUUAAAAGAAACGGCAGUACAGACUCAGCCUGAUCCUCUGGAUUACACAUGGCAUGCGGGUGUGGCUGCUUUGGGUCCUGCGGUGGGCAUGACUUACCUGGAUCCCACCCCAGUGGUUGCUCAUAGUCUCAGUGCAGAAAUGGUGGAAGCUCUCAGCAUCUCCAACCCAGCUGUAUUUGCGCUCAAUGAAAUGCUGAAACAGCAACUUGCCAUGACGAGGCGGUUCAUCGAAAGCAGGCGACACCUUCACUCCAGCCUGGUGCAGAGCCUGGGACCCCCGAACUACAGAUACACCACGCUGGAGGACACCAAGGAGUACAUCCGCAAGCACAGACCUCCCCAACUGAAAAUGGAGGAAGCCUUAGAAGAGGUGCUGCAGGGAUGAGACUACCAUCAUAUCUGACCUCUGGUGCUGAAUGUCCCCAAUUACUGGACAGCAGACACAUCUCCUCUUGUUAAAAUGUUUUUAUAAAUAAAAUCCUAUUUUUUCUAACAUUGAAGCAUUACUACAGACAUUUGCAAAAAUAUUAUCUUUGGUAUUUUAAAAGGUUACUAAAGAUGUUUAUCUGUGCAUUCUGAAAAACAAAAGUCACCGUCUGCAUUACAACACACUGUAUUUAUAGUUUAGGACACCACAUGGAUUCCUUCAUAAAUAAGCAACUAUUUAAAUAAAGAUGCCUGCAAGUGAAGUAACAAAAUGUUUAUUUUAAAAAUAACAUGUACGUAGUAUGUAUACAGUCAUAACAGAUGUUUCAGUCUUCAUCACGAUAACUUGACAUUUGAAUGAAAAGAGCAGGUUUUGACAUGAUCCAAAGACAAACUCCAGGAACAUGUAUUAGUGACGUGGUGUUGAAGGCACAAGUUCAGGUUGCAGUGCGAGUGGUCAGUAGGGGUCGUUAAAUGGGUAGUGAGGAUGUCCUGCAUCCCUGGGAACUCGUUCUCCCUCCACCUGCAACAUCCAAACCAAAAGUGAAUGAGUCUCUCUCUCUCUCUCAUGAUGUGUUCAUGUUCAUUGGUUAAACCGGGCCUUUUCCAAAUCAAGUCGGGUGCUUUCCCUCUUACACAAUCACCGCUUUGGCUUUCCACCAAACUGUUUGAGAAGGGCUUGUCCACGGCAAGGCUUUCUCGGCCAAUACUGACAUUUUAAAAUUUGAGUUACAAGAGGACUGUAAAAAUGAAACGUCACAUUAGUUGAAGAGAGCGAGUACAUUAAGCCCACUCACUUGGAUCAUUGGUACGAUGUAGCGCCAGCCUCUGUUCAGGGCCGUAAUAUUCUUCAUUUCCUCUGCUUCAAGGGUGAAGUCAAACACCUUGACGACAAACACCGUGAGAACACAUCACAACAUAGUUGCUAUGGUAAACUAGAGUUGCUCCACGAACAUAGCUUCUCCUGCAUUAUUAGCUUUUAAGUACUUGCAAGCCAAAAAAAUAAAAAGGAACCUU
Cyclopterus lumpus (lumpfish) is the source of this 3488-nucleotide messenger RNA. RefSeq names its product chromosome 4 C19orf44 homolog (gene c4h19orf44). Lineage: Eukaryota; Metazoa; Chordata; Actinopteri; Perciformes; Cyclopteridae. The coding region runs from base 358 to 2430 and encodes 690 amino acids. The transcript has 10 exons. The record is from RefSeq and is a predicted model, not a curated record.